AUGUUGCCGGAUUCGGUCGCAUGCGCAUCGCUUUCGCCUUUCAGUGCUAGCAGUCUGAGCCAUUGCGUUCAAAAAGACUUCCAGAGCUGUUUCCACUGGCCAGCCAAACUGGUGUUUAUACUUUGCGAAAAAAUCAAUAUUUCCAGCCUCACCGUUGAAGAAACGUGUCGAUUUCGUGGUACAACGGAGAACUACAUAGUGAUUUUCACGUUCAUCACAAUUUUCCUGCUAUCAGUCAUCGGUAAUGCUCUCGUCAUUGUGGUCAUUAUGCAGCAACGAGCAAUGCGAUCGAUCACCAACAUCUAUCUAAUGAAUCUAGCCAUCACUGAUCUGAUGCUUUCCGUUGUAUGCAUGCCGCCAACACUUUUUUCCAUGGUGAUGAACUGUUGGAUUUUCGGCAACAUUCUUUGCAAAGUGUUCGCUUACCUACAACCGAUGGUUGUGACGGCAUCUGCAUACACAUUGGCGGUGAUUGCAUUUGAACGAUACUACGCUAUAUGUCGCCCGCUACACUCUCGAAUAUGGCAAACCAGGUCACACGCGUACGCGAUGAUCAUGUUGGUGUGGGUGGUGGCGUUGGCAGCAAACGUACUCAUGUUGUUUAUGUAUGAGGAACAAACCUAUAAUGUUAACGGCCUCACAUGUACACCGAUCUACAAACCCGUAUACCAUUUCGCCAAUCAGGUCUACAUGACAAUCGUGUUGUUGGCUGUGCCGUUGGUGACCAUGACGGUUUUGUACGGAUCCGUGAUUCGUACGCUGAAACUAGGAAUUCGACUUGAAGUCGCUGCUGUUGACUCGGUUGAUCAAGAAAACAGCACCGACGAUAUCGAGGAGCCACAACGGAAACAGUCGUUCAUGCAGAAAAUCAAGGCUAAGUUGCGGUCUGGGAAGAAGACCAGCGCUCUUCAAUCAAGGUAA
Molecule: messenger RNA, 921 nt
Organism: Ostertagia ostertagi
Lineage: Eukaryota; Metazoa; Nematoda; Chromadorea; Rhabditida; Trichostrongylidae
Source: the annotation of a GenBank genome assembly